Molecule: messenger RNA, 2064 nt
Organism: Lampris incognitus (smalleye Pacific opah)
Lineage: Eukaryota; Metazoa; Chordata; Actinopteri; Lampriformes; Lampridae
Gene: prkcsh
Product: protein kinase C substrate 80K-H
Exons: 18
Coding region: 223-1812 (529 amino acids)
Biological process (GO): N-glycan processing; liver development
Cellular component (GO): glucosidase II complex
Molecular function (GO): calcium ion binding
Source: RefSeq, a predicted model, not a curated record
UACAUUUCCCGAUUUAAAACAGCUUAACUCUUCUUGCUGUCGUUAGUUAGCAAACGUGAGCUAACCAGUCAGACCGUUUCUUUGGUUUGACGGUGGCCAACUAGCUAUGCUAACUAGCUAGCUAGCUGGGGUAAUUCUUUGGGAGGUGAUUGGACCAUAUCUGAACACAGCUUGUUUGCAUAAUCUUGCCUAGUCUAAAGCGACAUCAUCUUCGUCACCACCAUGCCCUGUGUGCAUCUGCUCUUGGCUCUCUGUUUCGGCGCUGCUGCAGCGGUGGAGGUCCAGAGGCCCCGCGGUGUUCCUCUGUCAAAGAGGGAGUUCUAUGAAGAGAAUAAGCCAUUCACCUGCUUGGAUGGAUCCCGCACCAUUUCCUUUGAUAGGGUCAACGAUGACUACUGUGAUUGUACAGAUGGCUCUGACGAGCCAGGCACAGCUGCUUGUCCCAAUGGUAGUUUCCACUGCACCAAUUCAGGUUUCCGCUCCGAAUUCAUUCCUUCCUCCCGCAUCAACGACGGCAUCUGUGACUGCUGUGACACAACUGAUGAGUACAAUAGCGGAGCCACAUGCCAAAAUACAUGCAGGGAACUGGGGCGCAAGGAAAGAGAGAGCCUGCAAAAGAUGGCUGAGGUCGCCAGAGAAGGCUUUCUACUCAAACAGCAGCUGAUACAUGAAGCCAAGAGAGGACUAGAGGAGAAACAGACCAAACUGUCAGAACUUCAGGCCAGUAAGAAAGGCAUGGAGGAAACGACAGAGGCCCAGAGAACGGUGAAGGAGGCUGCAGAGGAGCCGGAAAAAGAAGCUAAAGACCGCCAUCUAAAGGCCUGGGAAGAUCAAAAAGCCGUCAUGCGUGCAGAGAAAGACAAGGCCAGGAUGGUUGAAGCUUUCAUGGAACUUGAUGACAAUGCAGAUGGCUUUGUCACAGUGCCAGAGCUUCUCUCCCACAUUGAGCUGGACCAAGACUCAGAUGGUUUUUUGACAGAAGUAGAAGUUCAGGGAUUGCUGGGAGGAUCAGACAAAGUGGACACUGUGGGCUUUGAGACUGUUUGGAGCAACAUCAAAGACAAAUACAUAUCAGAAGCCCCAGCAGACAGCCCGGCACUGGCAGAGACACCCCAGGAAGAGGUGAGGGAGCCUGUUCGUGACAAUGACUCCGACCAGUACCUGGAUGAGGAUAUCCCAGAAGAGGAGGAGGAGGAGGACGAGGAGGAAGAUGAGGAGCCAGAUGAGGAAGAUGACAAGGUUCCUCCUAAAUUGCGUACCCAAGAGAAGAAGGAGGAUGAGGAGGUAGCCAUGCCGCCAUAUGACGAGGAAACACAGAGCCUUAUUGAUGCUGCUCAAAAAGCCAGGGAUGAGUUCAACGAGGCUGAGAGAGCUCUCCGUGAAGUGGAAGAUCAGAUCAAGAGCCUUGAGAAGGAGAUUUCCUUUGAUUUUGGGCCAGGUGCUGAGUUUGCCUACCUCUACAGCCAGUGUUAUGAACUAACUACCAGCGAGUACAUCUACAGGCUCUGUCCGUUCAACCGAGUAUCCCAGAAACCCAAGUAUGGGGGAUCGGAGACUAGCCUAGGAACCUGGGGUACAUGGGCGGGUCCUGAGGGCAACGUGUACUCUAUGAUGAAGUAUGAACAUGGGACAGGCUGUUGGCAGGGCCCCAACAGAUCCACAAUAGUGAAGUUGACUUGUGGUAAGGAGACAGUCGUCACCUCCACCUCAGAGCCCAGUCGCUGUGAGUACCUGAUGGAGUUCAUCACCCCCGCUGUUUGCCAGGAGCCUCCAAACCUCAACUCCACUUUCCAUGGGCACGAGGAGCUGUAGAGUCCUCUAGUUGUUGUUCAUAUGGGACCACAGCCAGCCAACUCAAAUCUCUGCUACAACAAGCUUCAGCACUCGGACAUCUGCCAGCAACCAGUCCUGGAGGAGAGGAAGUCCACAGUGUUGUUAUCGUUGGCUCGCCACACAUCCAACAUCCGCUGCUUGCUGUUUUGUUUUGGGUUUUUUCCCCCUCCGAUAGAAUUGUGUCAGACAUAGUUUCAUUCCAUUUUUUUCUAAUAAAGUUCUUUUUAACAU